UCCACCACGUGUUUUCAUUGGCGAAUGUCCGUGUGACGUCACGGACGUGAUGCAGCCAAUAUGGCAACCACUUGGAUGUCGUAGAAUGACACUUCUGUAACUUUGCGCAUGGAUGACGUACUCUCCGCUCAUAUUUAUUUUUUCGUAUGGACAUUGAAGUGAAUAAUAUUAUAUGUAUUUUUCAUUACAAUUUCUAUUUUAGAAUGUUUAUAGGGAUGACACUUGACCUUUAAGUUAGUAUACUUCUUUUGUUUCUUUAGUUUGGCAACAAGACAUGCUGACACAAAACACACACACACAAACACAUGCAACAUAACUUUACCCGCUUUAAGUAUCUUACAAAAGUUUACAAAAUAAUGUGGACAAUAUUGGAAGUUCAUUGGAAACUGGUGGAAUGAAUGGCCAUUUAUUUGAUAGUGUUGGAUACAUUUUAAUUGGACCAUAUACCUGCCUCCGUUUCUGCCAUAUUGCCUUCACCUAUCCCAGGGGUUGUCAACCUUUAACACUCGCAAAGAGCCAUUUUGACCCGGUUUCCACAGAAAAGACUGAGCCGCAAACACUUUUUGACAUCUAAAAGGAAGAUGUUAGUCUAUGUUUCAGAAAACUAAACUUAAUUCAUUAAAUGAACACAUUUCGAAAAAUCGUAAAGUUGAAAGUCUCUUUCAAAUUAAUUAAAACACUGAACUUGAAAUUAUCGAUCUAGCAAACAAAAAUGACGUGAGCGAUCAUCCUUUGGGCUUUUGUAGCAAAUAGCAGAGCCAUAACACGAAUUUAAAAAGUAAGAUCUGUAAUUAUGAGUGUACUCCUUGAAGAAUGCAGUAGGGCGGAGUAAGGUUGACAAGGGAGUAGAGUGAGUGUGACUGUCAUGGUAUUAAACCACUGCAAAUCUACCAACACCCGGCUGUCUCUCUAAACUUUUACCUCGAACAAGGAGAGGACUGAUCAGAUAUGCAGCCAAGAGGCCCAUGAUCACUCUUGAUGAACUGCAGAGAUCUACAGCUGAGGUGGAAGAGUCUGUCCAUUGAACAACAAUCAGUCACUGCACAAAUCUGGCCUUUAUAGAAGAGUGGCAAGAAGAAGAUAUCCCUAAAAAGUCUCAUUUAAAUUUCACCACAAGCCACCUGGGAGCCACACCGAACAUGUGGAAGAAGGUGCUCUGGUCAGAUGAAACCAAAAUUGAACUUUUUGGCCACAAUGCAAAACGAUAUGUUUGGCGUAAAAGCAACACAGCUCAUCACCCUGAACACACCAUCCCCACUGUCAAAGAUGGUGGUGGCAGCCUCAUGGUUUGGGCCUGCUUUUCUUCAGCAGGGACAGGGAAGAUUGUUAAAAUUGAUGGGAAGAUGAAUGGAGCCAAAUACAGGACCAUUCUGGAAGAAAACCUGUUGGAGUCUGCAAAAGACCUGACACUGGGACGGACAAUGAUCCAAAACAUCAAGCCAAAUCUACAAUGGAAUGGUUCACAAAUAAAGGUAUCCAGGUGUUACAAUGGCCAAGUCAAAGUCCAGACCUGAAUCCAAUCGAGAAUCUGUAGGCAGAGCUUAAGACUGCUGUUCCCCAAGGACAGCGAGAACGCUCAAUCAAGAUGUAUGCCAUCCUCGACGACCAGAGCAAUUGAUCACUGGCCAGGUCUGAAUUUUUUAAGCUGUUUGACAUCCAAGGGGACCAUACACCUUACCUGAUGAGGACCUGUGCUGGAACCACGGAAAUGACUGGGAGAAAGGCUGUUGGUUUUCAGAUCGAAGCAUUGAAUGGUGAAGUGUGUUUGGAGUUGCCUCCGCUCAUUGAAUGUAAUGAAGUUACAAGCAACAGAUCGGAAAUCCCUUCUCCAGAGAUCACUCACUCCCAUGCUCACUUGAGAUCCAUGGCACCUCACAUCCCAAAGAUCGAUCCUAAAGCACAGAUCUUAAUCCUACUGGGGACAGACCUCAUACAAGUUCACAAGAUGAGAGAUCAAAUCAAUGGACCCCACAACGCUCCCUUUGCCCAGCGUUUGGAUUUAGGAUGGGUUAUAGUAGGGGAGGUUUGCAUCGAUAGUACAUACAGGUCCACUGUAUCAGUCCUUAAAACCCAUGUCCUACAGAAUGGACGCUCAUCUUUUCUAAUGCCCUGCCAGAAUCACAUCAGUGUGAGAGAGAGAGUAGGCUACGGCGGGGAGCACAGACAGUCUACCUCCACACAGCUGACAACAUAUCCUGCGUCUGGUGUUACUUCAAAAGAUAAACUCGGACGAGAUGUGUUUGUGAGAACGGAAGAUGAUAACAAACCUGCCUUGUCCUUCGAAGAUGAGACCUUUCUGGAGAUCAUGCAAGCAGAGUUCAAGAGAGAUGAGCAAAACAGUUAGAUCGCUCCUCUACCAUUCAGAACACCCAGACCACGCCUUCCAAACAACCGUGCUCAAGCUCUCUCCCGUCUUCAUUCAUUGCAACGCACAUUGAACAAAAAUCCUACAAUGAAAGAACAGUUUGUCGACUUCAUGGAGAAACUCUUCAACAAUAAACAUGCAGAGGAAGCCCCCCCUCUCUCUGAGGAUGAAGAAUGCUGGUACCUACCCAUAUUCGGGGUCUACCAUCCCCGAAACCCGGGUGCCAUACGAGUGGUGUUGGACUCGAGUGCACAAGAAGAUGGCAUCUCUCUCAACAGUGUCUUGCUCUCAGGGCCUGAUCUGAACAACUCCUUAUUGGGAGUACUGCUUAGGUUCCGAAAGGAGGUUGUUGCGCUAACAGUCGACAUCCAGCAAAUGUUUUAUGGUUUCCUAGUGAGAGAAGACCACAAGAAUUUCCUAAGAUUCCUCUGGCGCGAGAACAAUGACUUGACCAAGGAGAUAACAGAGUAUCAAAUCCGAGUUCAUGUAUUCUGUAACAGCCCCUCCCCUGCAGUGGCGAUAUAUGUCCUUCGGAGAGCAGCCCAAGCAGGUGAGCAGAAGUACGGAGCGGACACACGGCAGUUCGUUGACAAACACUUUUAUGUAGAUGAUGGACUCAUUGCUGUCCCAACUGAGGCCGAAGCAAUUGAUCUGCUCAAACGCACUCAAGCUUCCCUGCCAGAGUCUAACGUGAAACUACACAAACUCGCCUCAAACAGCAUCACAGUGAUGCAAGCCUUCGCACCUGGUGAUCUGGCGGCUGGUCUCAAAGACUUAGGCCUCGGCGAAGAAGAUCUCCCUGUGCAAAGAAGCCUUGGUUUGUGCUGGAACAUAGACUGUGACGCCUUUACAUUCCGAGUAGCAGUCAGCGACAAGCCAUUCACUCGACGUGGGGUGUUAUCCACAGUCAAUAGCCUUUUUGACCCGCUAGGCUUGGUCGCACCAGUGACUAUCCGAGGGCGAGUCCCACUCAGAGAACUUUCAGCUGAUGUUUACGACUGGGACACAGAGCUUCCUGCAGAACAGUUUAUCAAGUGGGUGACAUGGAAAAAAUCACUACAGGAUCUGAGCAGCCUCCAUCUUCCUCGCUCAUAUCUGCAUCAGUCCCUCUCCAGUGCUGCAUCAACUGAGCUGUGCUUGUUCUCUGAUGCUUCCAAUUGGGCCAUAGGAGCAGUAGCGUACCUGAGGGUCGUUACUACAGACGGACAAUGUGAAGUCGGCUUUGUGCUUGGGAAAGCGAAACUAGCCCCUCAGUCAGGGCCCACUAUCCCACGCCUCAAACUCUGUGGAGCUGUGUUGGCCGUUGAGAUGGCUGAGCUGAUACUCGACGAGCUUGACCACAAACCAGAUGCUGUUAGGUUUUAGUGUGACAGUAAAGUUCCUUGGAUAUAUCUACAACGAGUCCAAGCGAUUCUUCGUGUACGUGCACAAUCGUGUCCAGCGUAUACGACAGACAACUUCUCCACAACAGUGGUACUACGGCCAGAAUUCCUUCACAAACCACACCAACCAGAAACACCCAGAUCCUUUGAGCUGGUGGAUCCUGAGGAAGACGUGGAUGUGAGGCCUCAGCUGACCACUCUUGCUACUUCGAUCAGAGAAAGUGAACUCACCUCAGAACGAUUCCAACGGUUCUCGACCUGGGAGUCCUUGUUGAGAGCAGUUUCCUUCUUGAUCCAUCAGAUUCGCUCACACAGGACAAACUCAACAGUUACAUGUAAAGGAUGGCAUCAGUGCAACCAACCUCGCACUCCAGAAGAGUUAGAAGCGGCAAAGAUCGUCAUAAUCAAAGCUGCCAAGAGAGAUGCUUAUCCAGAAGAGUGUGUCGCACUACGAGAGAACAGGGCCAUACCAAAAUCCAGCACAAUUCUGAAUCUUGACCCUUUCGUGUGUGAUGGUCUCCUGCAAAUAGGAGGACGUCUGAGACAUGCUUCAGUCAAUCCUGAGGUCAAAAACCCAAUCAUUCUCCCGAAACAAAGUCACGUCACAAGAUUGCUUGUGAGUCAUCACCAUGCGAAGGUGAAACACCAAGGACGGCAGUUCACAGAGGGAGCAAACAGGGGCUGCUGAUCUGUGGAUUGUUGCUGGCAAAAGAUUAAUAGGCUCAGUUCUUCAUCGCUGUGUCACAUGCUGCAAGCUCAGAGGAAAACUUGAGACACAAAAGAUGGCUGACCUCCCUUCAGAACGUCUGAGCUCAUCUCCACCAUUCACGUAUGUAGGGUUAGAUGUUUUUGGACCCUGGAAUGUGAUCAGUCGACGCACAAGAGGCGGAAUGGCUCAAAGUAAACGAUGGGCUAUACUUUUUACAUGUAUGAGCACCAGCACCAGGGAAGUUAUAGAGUCCAUGGAUACUGCCAAUUGUAUCAAUUCCCUGCGAAGGUUCUUCGCCUUAAGAGGGCCAGCUAAGUAGCUGAGAUCGGACAGAGGCACGAACUUUGUGGGAGCCAGCUCUGAGCUGUGUAUGGAACGAGCUGAUCCAGGUCAAGCCUGCACUCUUAAGUUCCUCCACGAGAAUGGUUGUACCUGGGAAUUCAAUCCCCCACACGCCUCCCACAUGGGAGGAGUCUGGGAGCGCGUGAUCGGCAUAACCCAAAGAAUUCUUGACUCCAUGUUGCAGCAAACCAGACAUACUCACCUGACCCAUAAAGUGCUUUGCACCCUCUUGGCAGAGGUAUCUGCUAUCAUCAACACAAGGCCUUUGA
Molecule: messenger RNA, 5067 nt
Organism: Syngnathoides biaculeatus (alligator pipefish)
Lineage: Eukaryota; Metazoa; Chordata; Actinopteri; Syngnathiformes; Syngnathidae
Exons: 2
Coding region: 2453-3730 (425 amino acids)
Source: RefSeq, a predicted model, not a curated record